Molecule: messenger RNA, 883 nt
Organism: Austrofundulus limnaeus
Lineage: Eukaryota; Metazoa; Chordata; Actinopteri; Cyprinodontiformes; Rivulidae
Gene: hexd
Product: hexosaminidase d
Biological process (GO): carbohydrate metabolic process
Molecular function (GO): hexosaminidase activity
Source: RefSeq, a predicted model, not a curated record
CUGGUGGAGCUGCUGUCCCAGCUGGGAGCUGAUGGUCUGCUGAUGGAGUAUGAGGACAUGUUUCCUUAUGAAGGAGUGCUGCAGCUGCUGCAGACUACAGUUCAGCCUGCUUACAGCCGACAGGAAGUGUUGUCUAUGCAGGAGUUUGCCAAAUCMAGAGGUAUGGAGGUUAUCCCCCUGGUGCAGACCUUCGGUCACAUGGAGUUUGUGUUGAAACAUCGCUCCAUGUGGCACCUCAGAGAGGUCCCRCACUGUGUGGGCACCCUGAAUCCCCACAAACAGGAGGGGGUGGAGCUGGUGCUGGAGAUGCUGAGGCAGGUGGUAGCUCUGCAUCCUGGUCUCAGGACCAUACACAUGGGAGCAGAUGAGGUGUACCUUCUGGGUGAGGGGGAGGAAUCAAAGCUCUGGCUGGCUUCAUCAGGACACACAGUGGAGGAACUCUUCCUCAGUCACGUGACCAAAGUGGCCAAGGCUAUAAAGGAGAUGUGUCCUCACUUGACCAUCAUCAUGUGGGACGAUAUGAUGAGAGGCAUGAGUCAGGACACAAUAAAAGCGAGCGGUCUGGUGGGACUGGUGCAGCCAAUGUUGUGGGACUACAGCCCUAACCUGGAUGUGGACAAAACUGGUAUGUGAGAGGUUGGUUCAGCCCCCACCAUCAACACAGGAAGACUGUAAACCCCCUGAUCUGCAUGCAGCUGCACAGCCAGGCCUCUGGCUAUGUGCAAACGUUAGAGAAGAAGGCAGAGGCAGUGAGAAAAGAGAUGCUGGAGCUUUACCACGACUCCACAGCUCAGGAGUGGACAGAAGAACAUGUCAGGCCUGUGGUGGCUCCACUGCAGCAGCUGACACAACACAUCCAAGCCUGUGUGCAGGAAAUGAUGCC